Messenger RNA from Oryctolagus cuniculus (rabbit), 4045 nucleotides. The record is from RefSeq and is a predicted model, not a curated record. Lineage: Eukaryota; Metazoa; Chordata; Mammalia; Lagomorpha; Leporidae.
UUUGAUUUUAUCCUUUAGGCCAGUGUUUCCAAAAUGCAUGCUAAGGAAGACUCAUCCCAGUUAGAUGUUUAGUGAAGAAAAAGCUUCUCCAGUCAAAUUCUGUAAGAAAAGCUCUUUUCUUCAGUUCCUGCUUGAGUCCCGACACUCAUUAACAUAUUAUAGGCUUGGCUAAGGAUAAGAACCACUAAAAAGAAACCUAUUUACCUUUGUUUCCCAUUAGCUUUCUAUGGAUAGCUUCCCUUAAAACCCAGCAGAACAGAUAUUUCUCAAAGGCAAACUAUGAAACACUGCAGUCGGUGAUAAAAAUUCAUGGGUAGGUUCUAAGCUGACUUGGAGCAAGAGGAGGUGGAAGACUUCCUUGGGGAGCUGAUGACCAACGAGUUUGAUACGGUUGUGGAGGAUGGGAGUCUGCCCCAGGUGAGCCAGCAGCUACAGACCAUGUUCGGCCACUUCCAGAGGGGUGAUGGGGCUGCUUUAAGGGAGAUGGCCUCCCACAUCACUCAAAAAAAGUGCAAGGUCACAGCCACAGCUGUUAUGACAGCCAAAGAAACUGAUGAGGAUGAGGUGGAUGCGGACAGCGUGGAAGAGAUGGAGGUCACGGCUAUGAAUGAUGGAGCUGCUACAGAUGGGGUCCGCCCCCAGCCUGAGCCCUCUGAUCCCAACUCCCAGACUAUUAAGGAAGAGGAUAUAGUGGAAGAUGGCUGGACCAUUGUCCGGAGAAAGAAAUGAGUAGGGCUGAAAGUGGUUUGGGCCCUUGGUUUGCUAGGUGUUUUGAGACUUACUUGUAGGGGGGUUUGUGGAGGGUUGUAGACCGCUGGACUGGCUACCCUUUUCCCACCCUCUCCUUCACUCCCCUGUCCAGUUUCCUCCACGUUAAGGAAAGCCCCUAGAGUCUUUGGUCCUGGGGGUGGUAGGACCCAGUCUACCACAGCCUCUCAGGCUUUAAGUUACCAUGUGAGUCUUGAGGCCCGUUUCCCGGCAGAGUGCCUCUUGGGUGACGGACGGCAUUAUGAAGUGGACAUGAGUGAGUAUUGUGUGGCUGGAGGAGGAGCUUGAGCUUGCCAGCGGGCAGGUGGAUUUGUGAAGGGAGAGGCCCAGAAGGAGAACUGGUAGUUGGCACUAGGGGCCUGGCUGGGUCAGGAGUGGUGCGGUGAACAUGCAAAUGGAAGGAAGUUGAACGUGGGAACUACAAGUAGCUGCGGUGCGCUCCCCUCGCCUUCCCCACCCUGCCCACAGCAGCUCUGAAUCUCUGCCCAGAACCUGGAACCUCCCAGGAAUGCUCCUUUUGUGCAGCUGGCCUCCCACCCUGGGAAUUCCAAGAGCUUGGCUAGGUGGUGAGCUUGGGAGACUGGGGCUUUGUUUUCUGCCUCCUCUAACCUCUUUCCUGACUCUAUCCCAUCCCAUUUAAGUCCAGGGAUGAGGCCUAAGACCUUAAUAAAUGCUAGCUUAUUGUUUAAUCCGUGGCUUGACCUGUGAGUAACCUUGGAAGCAGCCUUCUGGGAGCCGAACCUCAGAGUCCACAAGGGAGUGGUUUCUGGGCCCACCCUAGUAGCCUGGUACUUUCGACAGACAGACAGACAGAUGAGUGCAGCAGAGCAGUGCUCUGGGAGUUACUGUAAGCCUGAAAUAAACUGUAUUUUUCUUUAAAAAACAAAACAAAACAAAGAGUAUCCGUUGUCCUCCCCCCACCCCCCUUCCCCUGUCCUGCCCGGUGGCCCCGCCAUGGGUCUGGACGAUAAAAUACUGGGUAGCCUUGAGGCCAGGAAGCUGAAGCCAUGGGAGAGGUGAGAGGGGGUCUAGUCACCACCUCACGUGGAAACACUGGCUGAGGAGGCAGGGCUGGGUCGGUGGCAGGGCUGGCACUGGAAUCCAGGUCUCCUGCCCCCUGGUGCUUUGGAGGUGGGGGGAUUAGGUGGAGGCAGGAUCUGUAAGGUGUUGGAGAUGGGAGACUCAAUGGCCCGAUUCAGGCGAGGUCUGGCAACAGCUCCCACCCUCCCUGGGGACAGGGAUUAAAAAAAAUGAACAUCACUGUAGGAAUAUCUUUUUAAAAGCCCACAAUUUGUGAAAAGAUGAAUUAAAAAAACCCAAAACCCAGCAUUCGGGAUUGAAAGUGCCCGUGAUGGGAGUUCAAGUAUUGACUGAGCUGGGAGGGAGGGGCUGGAGCUCCCCAAUCGGAUAUGGGCAGCUAGAGUGUGGGGCACCCCCGAACCCUCUAGGUCUUGUCUCGGGGCUGGGGGGCUUCGAGGGGUUCAGCAGUGGCUCCUGACGCCGCCACUGGUGCCUCCUCUGUUUCCCUGUCCUCAGACAGUGUGGGCCCUGGGCAGAACGUGUCCCCACGGCCAGCCCGGCCAAGCACGGCCAUCCAGCGCCGCUGUAGCUCCUCUGUCUCAGGACUGAAGUACCAGCUCAGGUGGCUCUGGGUGAUUUUAAAGACGUGCCUUCGGUCAGGCCUCUCCCCUGCCUCGGGAGGCCCCACCUCAAAGCCAAUGAGGGGCAGGCUGCGCUGGGCUUUCACAUCCUGGAGAAGAGGAAUGGAGCUGGCGUCACCGCGGGGCUGCUCCUUCCCCUUGGCCCCAGCUUCUCUCUGGUUUUGCAUCUGCCUCCCUGUUUUCCUUCCCCUGCUCAAGAACCUUCCACGGCUCCACGGUUACCAACAGGAAGGUGUCUGAACUGGGGUUAGAAGGCAGGCCAGUGCAAAUAAAUCCCUGUCUCCUCCCACACCCAGAAUCAGCUGGGCCUAGUCUCGAGCAUACCAAACAGUGGUUCCAGGCCUUUGUCCCCUCUCUGCAUGCUCUUGCCUCCCCCGAACCAGAACUAACUCUUGUUUCCUCUCAAAAGCCACCCCCUCGCCCGAACUCACCCCCAUUUCUCUCCAUCCUUGGCCCACGAUCACCCCUUGUCUCCAGUCAGUCUUUGCCUCGUAUGGUUGGUGGUUCUGGUUUCCUCAGCUAAAAGCGAGGCUCACCUUAUCACUUGUGGCCAAGGACUGGAAGGGACAGGAUGCAUACCUGAGGGGCUCCAUAGAUGUACAGCACCAAGGGUUCAUUCUCAGGGACCACGAACCAUGCCUUGUGCCAUCCUUUCCCACCCUUCUCCAUGUAGUGCAGGAAGCUGCAGAUGACGCUGUUCUCCGCCGCCACUGAGGCCUGUUUCUGUGGCCGGAGACACAUGUGGAGCAUCAGUGUUGACAGAAGGCCCUGCCUGGCUCCCCUUGGCCUUUAACCCACCCCACCCCACCCCACCCUCCUAAUGUAGAGAUCGCCAUUUCCCUGUCUCAGAUGAAGAUGCUGCAGCUCAGGUGGCAGGAGCGAUUUGCCCAGUGUCACCCAGUCAUGUAGAGUGGAGGAGAUUCCAAGCCAGACUUGUCUGCCUGCUGUGGACAGGGCUGCUGGCUCUAAGAGCCAGUGGAAGGGGUGUUACCGAUCUUAGGUGGGGCCCUUGAAAUGCUAAGUGGGCAUUCUUUCUUCAGUUUAUUCCUCAAGUCAUUCGCACACUUAGGCCUCACUCUUCUCUCAUCUUUUCAUAGUACAUCUGCUCCCUACACUCCAGCUCCAGCACUGUGGCUCAGGGGGUGCCGGUGAGUGGUUAAUGCAGUUGGGCUGGGAAAUCCCAGCUCUAGAUGGGAAUGUAUUGACUUGGAAGGAGAGCACUGAGCGCUGUUAGGAUGAAAUGAGUUAGUAUAUGCAAAGCAUUUAGACUACUCCUGGCACAGAAGUGUUCUUUAACUGUUAAAUACCUCCAUUGGUUAAAAUAACUAACUGAAAAAUAUGUAUGUGUGCACGCCUAGAAAGAUGAGCGUUAACAGUGCUAACUUGGGGUAGAAGGAAUAUGGUGGUUUUUUUUUAUUGUUUAUAUUGUCUUAUGCUACUUGGUGAUAAGAAAAGGCAAUUUGUUCAUUUAAAAAGUCCCAGCUCUGCCAUUCGUUGGACAAAUGAGUGCUAUGAUCCUUGGUUUCCUCAUUUGUAAAACAGGGAUGAUAACAGUAUGGGCACAUACUCUGAGGAUUAAAUGUGUGAAGUUCUUCAAUAAAAAUGGCUUUCGUUCA